Hydractinia symbiolongicarpus is the source of this 2533-nucleotide messenger RNA. Its product is annotated as sodium/potassium/calcium exchanger 3-like. Gene Ontology annotation, cellular component: membrane. The transcript has 4 exons. Lineage: Eukaryota; Metazoa; Cnidaria; Hydrozoa; Anthoathecata; Hydractiniidae. Gene Ontology annotation, molecular function: calcium, potassium:sodium antiporter activity; calcium channel activity. Gene Ontology annotation, biological process: intracellular calcium ion homeostasis; calcium ion transmembrane transport. The record is from RefSeq and is a predicted model, not a curated record. The coding region runs from base 35 to 2257 and encodes 740 amino acids.
GGCGGGGUUGAACGUUUUACUACCCUAGGACGAAAUGGAAAUAAUCCAUGCGACGGAGCGCAUUGUGACACAACGUUACACUUUUGGACAAUGUGGUGAGGACUGCACAGUCAAAUGGUCAAGCCAAGUGCAACAAUGGCGCAAAUGUUUUCGUCCGGAUGAGCGAGGUUUGAUUUUGUGGGAGGAAGGUUACAAUAUACAAGUCAUGAGAAGCUUUUUAAAGACAUCAGUCUUGCCAUGUUUGUUGUUGUUGGCAUGGUCUGCAAACGUUGUUAUUUCAAGCAACAGUACAAGGAAAAGCUCAAUACAAACCAAGAAUGACAAUCUUUUUGGUAAUGUUAACAGCAACACAAAGCAUGACAGUCGACAAAAUGGAGACAAGGAUAUAAAUCAUAAAACACUUACAUUACCACAGAACAACAACCUUAAGAGAGACAAAAAAAUUCAGAAUGCUGAUAAUCUUAAAUUCAAGCAAGUUGGUACUAUCAGCAAACAAAAUACCACCUGCUUCAAACCAACAUUAGAAAACUUCCCAAGGGACUUAUUUUCCGAUAAAGAUCGAAAGAAUGGCGUUAUAGCAUUGCAUGUUGCAAUAUCUAUCUAUUUGUUUUCAAUUUUAGCUAUGCUAAUACAAGCGUAUCUGAUGGGUGCCAUCAAAACAAUGGCAGAUAACUUCCGAAUUGCAUCAGACUCUGCUCGAAAUACCAUAACUGUUGUUGCUUCCCUGUUACCAGAAUUUUGUUGUUCAUUGAUUGGGAUUUUUGUAUCAAAAGGAAACAUAGGAGCUGCUACUGUGAUUGGUUCAUGUGCAGCUAACAGUUUGCUAACACUUGGUGUUGUAGGAUUACUUAUCAGUGAACCCGUCAAAUUAAGUUGGUACCCACUCUGGCGUGACAAUAUAUUUUACAUGGUCACUGUGACUAUAUUGCUUUGGACAUCAUAUGAUCAUGAGUUGAGAUGGCAAGAGUGUUUGUUUCUUGUUGCAGUUUAUUUAGUUUAUUUGCUGAUUAUAAAUUUUAAUCAUAAAGUGGAACGUGGUGUGCGAAGAAUUGUGUUAAUUUAUAGAACAGGUGAUGAUGAGCAAGAGGCAGACCAGGAGUUAGAGAAAACUCCUAGAAUAGAGCGGCGGAAACUUUUUGAGCGAAGAUCAUCAAAACCAACUACUUUUGUUGAAGAGACUAUACCGGAAGAGAAUUCAGACGACAUCAACGGUGAGCAUCUUGACGAUCCAUUGGACAUACCACAUGAUCCUGAUACAAUCAGUCUGCAAACUGAAGGUGUUCCCGAUCAUUACAACAGUCGUGAAGAUCGAAUAUCUCUUUGUACCGAAGAUGGUUAUACAUCGGGCGGUGGCUAUGGUUACCAUUCCGACGGAGGUUAUUUGUCAGAACGAGGCUACUUAUCGGAAAGGGGCUAUCAUUCUGAAAAAGGAUACGGUAGCAUUAAUUAUAAUUUCGAUGCAAAGGAGGGUUACGCUUCAGAGGGAGACUACCUGUUCUCCACCUCUCCAAGAAGUCAUGAUUAUCACGUGACCAGGUUUGCACGUCAUGCGCAGCGUGUGACGACACGCAUGAAGAGAAGAUUAGUUCAAGGAUCGUUCUUCAUGACGCUCAACAUGGAUCAUUACAUUGACGGACCCUUGUCUCCGUUCAUUGUCCCCGAAAGAUGGUACAUGAAAAUCCUAUGGGCGUUUAGUAUACCGGCUAUAUGUGUUUUUCAUAUCACUAUACCGGAUUGUCGAAAACCAACAUGGCGGGCGUACUAUCCGUUGACUAUUUUAUCGUGCACCGUAUGGGUGGCUUUACUGUCUUAUGCCUUGGUUUGGAUAGCAGUAGAGAUUGGGUAUGUGUGGAAGGUACCAGACUCCGUGAUGGGAUUUGCUUUUCUUGCCACCGGGUUGUCGUUUUCCGAGAUUGUGGCAACGUACUUGCAAACGCAGGCCGGACACGGAUACAAAGCGGUAUAUAGCAUAUACGGUAGCAACGUUUUCAACAUCACGAUUAACUUGGGGUUAGUUUGGUUAAUCAAGAGCGCCAUUCACAAUCCGUACGAGUUGAAUAACGGGUCGAUUAUUUUUGUAAAUUUAUGUCAGCUGAUUAUCGUUCUCACGCCGUUGUUGUUGCAGUUCACUAGAUGGCGUUUAAACAAGAUUCUGGCUGUUGUGUAUUUAUUUUUAUACUGUUGCUUUACAACGAUUGUUGUUUUAUUGGAAUACGACAUCAUUGGAGAAUUUAAUCCCCCGGUUUGUCUCGAUUAGUUGACUCGCUUUUCCCGUCUGGCGUUUUGUUAGUCCAAGUUAAUAAGAUUAAAGAACGAACAUAGGAGAAAGAGAAUGGAAGUAAAAAAACAGCUUAAACGCUGUCUCAUGUUUCAAAAAAAAUUUAUUUAUAAGAUAUUUUUAUGGAGAGAAAUUUAUUUAAUUUUUUUAUUAAUGUCAACAACACAUGUAAAUAGCUAAAAUUUUUAAACUAACCUCUUGACAUCGUCUCGAUAUUUGUUCGAAAGCCUAAAAGAAACUUCAAAAUUAUUUACA